CACGAGUCGUAUCCCACCUUUUCUCUUGAACUGAGAGAGAUUCGCUUCUCAGGGGAUAGACAUUUGAUUCAAACUUGUCGGAAAAAUGGCGAUAUCUGGGAAUCUAAGGAUCUCCGCGAGCUUAGUAUCUCCUUAUCAUCACCAUCCGAAAUGCCUCUCGUUACCUUCUUCCAAGGUUGAUUACAUAAGCAAUGUGGCAAACAGUUUGGAAACGCAGAAAUUGUCUAUCAGCCACGGAAACAGACGUGGUGAAGCGAAGGUUUUAGCAAGAAACGCCACGGGAGGAGACUAUGAGCUAUCACCAAGCCCGGUUCAGCAAGAGGUAGAGAGCUUUCUCUUGAACGCAAUCAACAUGAGUUUCUUCGACCGGUUAAACAUAGCGUGGAAGAUAAUCUUCCCGUCCCACGCGUCGAGGAGAAGCUCCAACGCGAGAAUCGCAAAGCAGAGGCUCAAGAUGAUUUUAUUCUCGGACAGGUGUGCGGUUAGCGACGAGGCUAAGAGGAAGAUCGUGAACAACAUUGUUCACGCGCUGUCGGAUUUCGUGGAGAUAGAGUCGGAGGAGAAAGUUCAGCUGAAUGUCUCCACGGACGGUGACAUAGGGACUAUUUACUCGGUCACGGUGCCUGUUAGGAGGGUGAAAGCGGAGUACCAAGAAGAGGAUGAAGCUGGAUCUAUAACCAAUGUGGAGUACAAAGAUACGCUUGAUGGUUCUGUGGAUGUCAGGUUCGAUUUCUAUGUUCCAGAGUGAUGAUAACUAGGCAUUGUCUUAUUAGAGUGUUGUUUUCUUUGAACAAAGUCUCUGUUUGUCUGUUUUUUCGUGUUGCUGUUCUUGAAGUUUUAGUCUGUGAGGGAGGGAACAAAGACAGUUUCUUGACACUCUCAUUGUAUAUAUAUGCCACCUCUCUUCAUAGUUUUUAUCAAAAUCGAU
Messenger RNA from Eruca vesicaria subsp. sativa (arugula), 928 nucleotides. Lineage: Eukaryota; Viridiplantae; Streptophyta; Magnoliopsida; Brassicales; Brassicaceae. The record is from the annotation of a GenBank genome assembly.